Molecule: messenger RNA, 1065 nt
Organism: Drosophila ananassae
Lineage: Eukaryota; Metazoa; Arthropoda; Insecta; Diptera; Drosophilidae
Exons: 4
Coding region: 317-733 (138 amino acids)
Cellular component (GO): membrane
Source: RefSeq, a predicted model, not a curated record
CAAGGGUAUAUAAACUUCGGCUCCGCCCGAAGUUAGCUUUCCUUUCUUGUUUUUAUAUAAUUUAAUUACAGUGUAAUACUUUACUUUUUUUUAAUUAAAAUUUUGUUUACUAAAAUACAAAAUCAAUCGCUUUUAAAAUAUACCACCAUGAGUUGUUUCUAGCAUAUAAUUUUAAAUUUAUCAUUGAGAGCUCAAAUCUGGCAACACUGUCGGUGAUGUUAAUAAGUUUCAGAAAUAGCUAUACAAAAUCUUUCUGUUGGGUACACAAAUUCAGUUUAUCAAUUAAAUUUAAAUGGUCAUAAACUAAAUAAGCAUUAUGGAGGCAGUUGGGACUUUAAAUAUGGUUUCAAUCGGAGCCUCUAUUGCGUUGCGAUUCGUGUCUAUUUUUAUGACUUGGAUAUUGGCAUACGAGUACUGGAUAAACAAAUCGUAUGCCUUUAGUGCCUGGACAGUAGGGUCAAUCAUUGCGCCCAUGGUCAUUACAUCAGUCAUAUAUAUAGUAUAUAUAUUAUAUACACAUGUAAGCACUCAUAAAAUAAACUCGCAAGCCAUACCGAAACGCAUCCUCGACCAAGGCGUGUUCUUAAACAUUCUACUCUUUUAUCUGUUCCGAGAUUGUUAUGCCUUCUAUUAUACAAGGAAACUAAAAGAAACAAUGGAGGCUGCUGACCGUGAGGGGGAGAUAAUACCACUUUCAAAACUUUGCUGGAUCCGGUGGACCCCCUGCAGCUAAAUAACUAUCAAUUUUCGUAAUCAACGACAAAUGAACAGUUUUGGAAAAAAAGCUCCUCAUUAGUGCUGAGCUCGAGUAGCUCCUCUUGUAAUAUCACAUUCUCCACUUCUGUUUCAUCAAAUGGAUUUAUGAUCCAUGGUGGUAUUUCCAUCGACAGAAUGUCUUCAAAUAUAGUUUUAAAAUCACCAUACAGGGCAAUCAAAUGUUGAAUGUAUGUCUGAAUAUCUUCAUCAAGGCAUUCUACCUGCAAUAAGUUUGAAAACUGUGAAAAUUCGCGCCGACCAAUAUUUCCCUUCAUAAACUUCAAUUUACCAAUAAAAGCUGAAAUUACA